Messenger RNA from Capsicum annuum, 917 nucleotides. Its product is annotated as bax inhibitor 1-like. Lineage: Eukaryota; Viridiplantae; Streptophyta; Magnoliopsida; Solanales; Solanaceae. The coding region runs from base 45 to 782 and encodes 245 amino acids. The transcript is spliced from 5 exons. The record is from RefSeq and is a predicted model, not a curated record. Gene Ontology annotation, cellular component: membrane.
CAUUUCCGUUUUCUCUCUGCACAAAGAGAAGUUCGUUCUCAGUGAUGAUACUCGAAGCGAUGAAUGCUGUGAAAUGGUACUUCAAUAGGAACUGGAGAAGACGAGACCUCAUGAAUUCCGGAACAAUUCCUGUGCCAGCUCACGAAAUCUUGGAGACGGUGUAUCUUACUCUCUUUGGUGCCAUGUUGUGCUCUACCGUUGGAUCAUACUUUCACUUGUUCUGGGAAGUGGGAGGGCUGUUCACAGUCCUUUGUUCUGUAGCAAGUUUACUCUGGCUUUGCUUUACAUCACCACAGAGGGUGGCGAGGAGGGUCUCACUCUUAUUGAUGGCUGCCUAUUACUUCGGUGCUUCUGUUGGCCUUUUUACAAAAUAUCUCUUUGAAAUGGCUCAAGCAAAGCAUUCCAUACUUGCUCUCCAGCCUUGUUGUGCAACCUUUUUGGCAGGUACAACAAUUGGCGUUGCAAUUUUCUAUUCUAAAGCAUUGAUAACAAGGGAAAGGAGUGACAUCUAUCUCGGUUUCCUGCUUUAUUCUUGUGCUCAAAUCGUCUCCUGCUUUCAAGUCAAUGCUAUUGAUAUCAUUGACAGCCACACAGCUCAUGCAAUGUUUAAGGUAAUUGUUGUGCAGAUAUUGUUCAUGGGGUACCUUGUGGUAUAUAGCCAAGAGAUAUUGUACAAUGCUCACUUGGGAGAUAUUGACAUUGUCAACUGCACACUGACCGUCUUCUUCCAUUUACCGGGUAUACUGGUCCAUGCUGCAAGAGUACUAUGUCUGCCUGAUUGAGCAACAGCCGCAGAUAUAAAAUUUCUUAGGGAGCUGUAAAUGAUGAGAGAGUGUUAUUUUGUGGCAACAUUUUACUGAUUGAAUUUGGAAUAGCCAAGUGCUUUGAAUAAUCCAGGCACAUACGUACUGAUUGUG